CCUUACCAUGCUGUUCUACACCAUCAUCGGAUGCCUUUGUGUAACACAAGCAGGUGCCAUUUCUCGUCUAACGGACGCUGAAACUGAGAAUGUCACCUUACAGGAUGAGGCAAUAGUAACAAAGACCGAUGUUUUGAAAAUUUUGUUGAACCAGGAGACUCUAAUUCGAAUGUCUCUGGUAAAGGACGUCAAUAGUAUUAUGGAGGACAUGUUAGAAGUGAAAGAAAUGAUGUCAACCAACAACAUACGACUCGGUGAUGUUGAGAAGGAAAUAUCAAGCUUAAAAAAUGAGCUACAGUUGCUGAAAACCGAGAACCAGAAGUUGAAAGAGCAAGGCUGGAAAUUUCAAGAUGAUUUCAAGACUAAUAGCCAUAAGUUCAAUGAAAUCGACCGGAACUUAUCAUAUGACCGUGUUCAAUGCGAGAAGAACUUUAAUGAUACAUUUAAAGAAUAUGAGAAAAAUACAUCUAAGAUUUUAAAUUUCAUAAAAGCAGAAGUUAGCGACCUGUCUGUUAAAUUACUGGACUUAAAUAAAUAUACCGUGGAACAGAACAAGUCGAUUCCAAAUCUUAUAGAAAGCAAACUCACUGAGCAUUCCGCAAAUGUGAAUAAACUUCUCAGUGAUAUAAAUCAAAACUUUACCAGUUCAAAGGACUCUCAAAAACAAUUAUUGCAUAACUUGUCUGCAAUGGAAAAUGACCUAACAAGCAUCAAGACAAUAAUAUCAGAAAUGAAGACAAGUGUGGGUUUCACGACAUCAUCUAGCAGCUGGUCGGGAGACAUCUUGGUGUUCCCUCACAUUGUCACCAAUAAUGGAAACGGGUACAAUCCGAGAACGGGAAAAUUCACCGCCCCCACGGACGGGACAUACGUCUUUUUUGUUCAUGUUAAUGCACUCGGCAGUAAUUUUAUAUAUCUAGAUAUUGUAAUUAAUGGUUCAAGUAAAGUUAGAACAUUGGCCCAUAAUUCUGCUCAAUUUCGAACAGGAACAAACAUGGCGGUUCUGCAGUUGGUUAUCGGGGACUCUGUCUGGGUUGGUCGUUAUAAUGGACAAAGUUAUUACACUCAUAGCGUGCCUAUAACGACUUUUUCGGGUUUUUUUGUGUUGAAAACUGAAAUCGACCAAAAAUCAAUCCAAAGUAUUUGAAAUGAAACAGUGUUUACAAAAAACGAUUUUGAAAAUAAUGUAUAACUACAACUAACAACUAUAUACCGCUGGGAGACAUUUAUAUUUCUUGUCUGCAAUUGCUUAACACAUACAAGAUUAAGAUGGAAUAGGACACCUAAGAUAUUGACUAGGAUGUCAGUUCAUCAUGAUCAAAAUGUAGUCGAUCACCGCGCUUUCAAAUUAUGACAUUUUGCAAUAUUUUACUAUUUGAUAUAUUUAAUUUUUGCAAUAUUGUCAGUGGUCUCUGGCAAAUAAAGUACAAAAAACUAGGACAGGAGAUGUUAAAAAUUCCAAAAGUAAUAACCAGUGUCCGUUAAUAAGCGAAAAUUAUGGUUUGUGUAUAGCUUGGACAGAGCAUGGGUAGGUGGGAACGGGGAACUGUGGGCAUCAGUGGAUCAGUACGAGGCACUAUAAAAACCCAGGUCUAAGCUUGACCAGAUGUUGCUGCCGUGAACAGGAGAAUUGAUCUACACUGAUAUUGCUUAUUGAACAGUGAAUACCGCCAGACAUGUGAAGACAGGAACAUCGAUUGCAUCUCACCUCUUGUAGGUAACAAUUUAGAACUACGCGUACCAGGUCACAUAACGUUUCUUGUUUAAGCCCCUUUCACAAUUGCCACGCGAGCACUUUACAACACUUGGCGAUGGGAUUUUUUUUGGCUUCGUGCGAGCUAUCGCAUACGUUGCACGAGGUCUCGCAUUCGUUUUUGUGGUUGCAUCAAGUCUCCUCAAAAUACUGGACAUGCACACAAUUCAUACGCAAUCGAAUGCGAUCUAAAUUUCUGCAAUGCAACGCACGAAAUUACUACGAACUUUUUACAACGUUUUGUGUACUCGCAAGAGCGAUGUACGACUUUUAAAGAUCGUAAGAUUAAUUGCAGCUGUUUAUGCAUCUGUUGUAGGACCACGAGACUGUUGUUCAACGUGUCUCAUUCCUAUGGCAUUGGCACACGUUCAAUCGUCCGAUCGUCUAGUCAUUCGUGCGAUCCUAUCGAAUAAUCUUACAACACUCGCUUUCAUUGUACAGCAGUCGCAUCCAGAAGCAAGAUAAAUUGCAAGAUUCAUUGCGUUUACAUCGCGCAACGGUUGCUCUGAAUCUGCGAGUUGCGUACGACUAAUUUUUUCAUAUGCGAUUAUUUUGGCAACAGUUUACGAACCAUAUCUAUUUUUUCGGUUGCACGAA
Molecule: messenger RNA, 2350 nt
Organism: Magallana angulata
Lineage: Eukaryota; Metazoa; Mollusca; Bivalvia; Ostreida; Ostreidae
Exons: 3
Coding region: 8-1147 (379 amino acids)
Molecular function (GO): protein binding
Source: RefSeq, a predicted model, not a curated record